Molecule: messenger RNA, 838 nt
Organism: Triticum urartu
Lineage: Eukaryota; Viridiplantae; Streptophyta; Magnoliopsida; Poales; Poaceae
Source: RefSeq, a predicted model, not a curated record
UCUCCCACGCCAUUCACGUAACAGUCAGGUCAGGUCACUAGGUCAGGCCAGGCGGCCGGGCUGUCACGGCACGGCAGCACGCACACCCGUGGUACGCGCGCGUGCUCUCGCCGUGCCUUCUCCAGCCUAUAAAACGCCCGGCCCGCGCGGCGACCUCCUCACACACCCGUCUUCCUCCGCACAGCUCUCCAACGGAAAGCAGUACAAGUGCCAUUGGAGCAGUGAAAGCGAGAAGGAGGCCAGGAUGAUUCUGGGAGGGCUGAUCGACAGCCUGACCGGCGCGAACAAGAGCGCGCGGCUCAAGGGCACGGUGGUGCUGAUGAGGAAGAACGUGCUGGACCUCACCGACUUCGGCGCCACCAUCAUGGACGGCAUCGGCGACUUCCUCGGCAAGGGCGUCACCUGCCAGCUUAUCAGCUCCACCCUCGUCGACCACGACAACGGCGGGCGCGGCAAGGUGGGCGCGGAGGCGGAGCUGGAGCAGUGGGUGACGAGCCUGCCGUCGCUGACGACGGGGGAGUCCAAGUUCGGCCUCACCUUCGACUGGGAGGUGGAGAAGCUCGGGGUGCCGGGCGCCAUCAUCGUCAACAACUACCACAGCUCCGAGUUCCUGCUCAAGACCGUCACCCUCCACGACGUCCCCGGCCGCGGCAGCCUCUCCUUCGUCGCCAACUCCUGGGUCUACCCCGCCGCCAGCUACACCUACAGCCGCGUCUUCUUCGCCAACGACACGUACCUGCCGAGCCAGAUGCCGGCGGCGCUGAAGCCGUACCGCGACGACGAGCUCCGGAACCUGCGGGGCGACGACCCGCAGGGCCCCCACCAGGAGGACGAACCC